Molecule: messenger RNA, 2083 nt
Organism: Cadophora gregata
Lineage: Eukaryota; Fungi; Ascomycota; Leotiomycetes; Helotiales; Ploettnerulaceae
Exons: 2
Coding region: 331-1293 (320 amino acids)
Source: RefSeq, a predicted model, not a curated record
UAACGCUUUACCUUGUAAGCAUUUUACAUCAUGUGACGUCGGUUAAAGACGUUGAGUCCACUCUAAUUCCUCUUCUAUUAUCCAAAUAUUCUGUUAUUUUGAACUCAGCAGAUUCACCGAUCAUGGCCCAUACAAGACUAUUUUUCUUCCUCUAUAUCUUAAUUGUGGUGGCGCGGUCAAACAGGGGUUUGAGCCGUGAUAGGAUGCGAGCCAAUACUUCUGCCUAACCAAUCAACUUUGGAGCUGACACAAAUCUCAACGUCAAUCUGAGCUUCCCUUUGUUCAUCAACAUCACGUCUUCGGCAAAAUCCACUAUUCAACGAUAUCACGAUGGCAAGUCCCACUGGGUAUCCUACCAUCAGCGACGAUGCUACCAGCUAUCUUAAUUCUAACAGCACUCGCACUCCCUCUGAUUUGGCCCAACCCCGCAACAAUAAGCUGCAGGCUCUACUCAAUCAAAUUCGCGACCUACAGAUUGACAAUACUGUGUUGAAGAAAGCCACAGUUGGCUUGAAAACUUUCACACUGUUUCCGCAAUUACCGCUGGAGCUGCGACUCAAAAUCUGGAGGAGCGCCAUGCACAUGGAGGAAGUCUUCGCACUGGGCCACUUGGAGAACGAACAGGAAUCAGAAUUUUUUCCUCAGCUGCGACUCCUAUCCGCAGCCGGCAAGUCAAGCUUGAUGCACGUCAACAUGGAGGCUCGAGACGAAGGAAAAAAGGUGCUGUCUCAAUUCGUACAUAAAGGACGAAGCACCUGGUACAAUCCCGACACGGACACUGCUUGGUUUCCCAGACCUGAUUAUGAGACCCUCAUGUACGUUGAGGAGGAGCUCUUGGAGAAGAAAAAGCUUCGCAUUUAUAAAAUGGCCUUUCCAUAUCAAUAUUCGCGUCCUUGGCCUGAACACAUGGUAGAGACACACGAGCGAUAUAACGGGUUGAAUUUGCGCGAAUUGGUCUUUGUUCUUGGAUCUAAAGAUCUGCGGAAGCAGGAUGGUACUGAGACUAUCAACAGCACCAAUAGGCCUGCAGAUUUCGUACUCCCUCUGGGCCCGGAUGUGACUACCACCAACCUCUGCUGGGAAGACUUGGCAGGCAUUGAGAUGAGGAAUAUGGAAUAUUGGAAGAAGGAAACUGAAGACGCCAGAGACAAACUGAAGCGCGAGGGUUGGACUCAGGAGGAUUUCGACUAUCAUUCUUCACGGGUCCCGUGCGCGAAUCCCAAAAUCACGUUUCGCUUCACAAGGGAUGAUUUAUCUCUCAUGGAUGAUGACAUAUUCCAGUGUAGAAGCUAAGGUCAAACAAAUGAAAUCUUCAAUUAGUUACUUCACGGCAGUAUCUAGAGAAUGGCUUCCUUCACAUGUCGUUCUUAAGAUUCAACCCCAUAAUAUAAUUGUAUCUUUGUUCUACUCCAAGGGCCUGAUUUCUCUUCGUUGAACAGAUUCUUGUGCUGUAAAGAAGAAAAACUCGCUAGGUUGAUCUGAGCCUAUGUGAGUAGCCUGGUGAUACUCGAUAUCGGGACCUUACAUCUCGGGUGACUACAGAAGGGAGGGAUCUCUGUAAUACUAUUCUCGAUCGGGGUUGUCUCUCCUUACAUUUCUACAUAUAUACCCUGAUGUUCUUUGAAUGGUUACCAAAACUUUCCUACGCGUUCCCUGGAGAACUCUCCUUGUCAACUGUUCGUCGCAAAGGAAAGAAAGAAGAAGGCUGGUAACAGUGAUCGAGGGGUGGUAUGCUCCUGGCGAACUCACUAUUCCAUGAGUAACGAAAGUAUAUUACAAUCUCAUAUUGGAAAGCCAUGAGAGAUAUCUAUCGCAGAUCAUCUGCUGUGGAUUUCUUGGCGUUGAGAUUAUCUGUACUUCUGUACUUCUGUGAGCCUGUGUUGGUCUCGAAGUAUUGGUGUACAGCGCACCGAUCUUCACGGAUACCACGCUCGUGGCACCUGCUCCUCUUUUCGUACUUUGUAGAUACCAAAGACCUGGGAAGAAUGAAGACUUCGCUCGUGUUCAGUCCCACAGCUUCAAGAUUCAGCUCUUUACAGGAAUCCAUCCUUUAUUCUGGCUUGCCAAAUCCUAUAUAUGCUCC